GCGCUCGCACGCUUUGCGCCAUCGCUUGCAAUGCAAGCUCGCACGCUUCGCGCACCGAAGGUCGCGAAGCAAAGCAUGCGCUUCGCGCCUUUAGGUUCUUGCUACGCAAGCAAAAUACCCGAGCAAGCUUGCGAAGGUCCGUAAGGACGAGCGAGCGAAGAAAAAAGCAAGCGAUGGCGCCUUCGGUGCGAGCGCAAGCGAAGCAAACCACGGUUGGACGAGCGCAAGCGAAGCAAACCCACGAAGUGUGCGAGCUUGCGAAGAAAAAAGCAAGCGAAGGACGCGAAGUGUGCGAGCGAGCGAAGCUCGCGAAGGAGCUACAACCUGUUAUGUUAUAACAAGCGAAGUUCUUCGAACGAAGGCGCGUAGCGUUGCAUGCAUUGCAAAGCCGCGCGCGAAAGACAAAGUUGCUUUAAACUGUGCGAAACAUACUUGCUUGGAUUAUUAUGCGCGAAAUACAAGAAGUUGCGCCUGCACAUUCUUUCUAUUUAUGUUAUGUGCAUGCGCGAAAGACAAAAGCAAGCUUUGCUUGCGACACACGCGAAGCGGAGAAAAACCAAGUAAAACUUAUGUAUGUGCGAAGCAUUUAAAGAAAGCUAGUUGGAAGUUAAUGGUAGUAAACUAAAACAAAGAAGUCAAAAAAUGCCUCAAUUAGAUCAAUUUACCUAUUUUACACAAUUUGUUUGGUUAUGUAUUUUUUAUAUGACUUUUUAUAUUUUAUUAUAUAAUGAUGGAUUACCUAAAAUUAGUAGAAUCCUUAAACUACGAUCACAUUUAAUGUCGCAACAAAGUGGAGAGACUUCAUUAAGUAAGCAAGAUGUAGCCCUGGCGGACGUUGUUCUGCAAGCAGCUUUGAAAAGUAGUCUUUCUUAUUUGUAUUCGUCAGUUUCUGGAGCAUCGAAAUGGUGUAGUGCAAUGAUUAAUAGUUUAAAUGCUAAUCAAUUGAAACCUAUGAAUAAGUCCUAUCUUUGUUCUUUAGGUGAAAUCAGUGUCUCUCAAGCGAUUAAGGACACUGCUUUGGAAGCAAGUGCUCCUAUUACUUUGUAUUCAGGACCCAAAGAUAGUCUUAAGGGCUUGAAUGAAAUUUACAUCUUACGAGUACAAAGAUGUCUUUUAAGUAAUAUCAAAACAAAAAAAAAGAAAAAAUCAUGAUGCGUGAAUUUGCUUUUAUAGCUAUCU
Messenger RNA from Closterium sp. NIES-67, 1179 nucleotides. NCBI's taxonomy places the organism in Eukaryota, Viridiplantae, Streptophyta, Zygnematophyceae, Desmidiales, Closteriaceae. The record is from the annotation of a GenBank genome assembly.